This is a messenger RNA of Nicotiana attenuata, 2064 nucleotides long. RefSeq names its product dihydrofolate synthetase. Gene Ontology annotation, cellular component: cytoplasm; cytosol; mitochondrion. Bases 152 to 1789 code for a protein of 545 amino acids. Gene Ontology annotation, molecular function: ATP binding; tetrahydrofolylpolyglutamate synthase activity. The record is from RefSeq and is a predicted model, not a curated record. Lineage: Eukaryota; Viridiplantae; Streptophyta; Magnoliopsida; Solanales; Solanaceae. The transcript is spliced from 11 exons. Gene Ontology annotation, biological process: tetrahydrofolylpolyglutamate biosynthetic process.
GGUCUUGUUGACAAUUCCUCUCUCGUCGAGUAAGUAACAUUAAUCGGAGUAAUUAGGAAGUCCAAUUCUAAUUUUGUGGAGGAAUACCAGUUAUUACUAUUACAAAGCAGAACCGCCGAUGGUUUCUUCAGUGUAGUGUGAGAAUAAGAAAAUGAAAAAUGUUAGCAUUCUCCGUCGUUCAUUUCAGAGAAGUAUGUUCUCCUCAGCUGCUGGACUUGUCCAGAAUACCCGUCAUGGCUUUUCCACUUUGCGAGAGGAGCCAGAACUAGGCGAACUAAUGGAAUUUUUGAACAAUCUGAACAACUUCGAGAAGUCAGGGGUUCCAAUAGGCGCUGGCACAGAUUCCGAAUAUGGUUUCGAUCUAGGUAGAAUGAGUCGCUUGGUGGGGCUCCUCGGUAAUCCCCAAUCUAGGUUCAAGACUGUUCAUAUUGCUGGAACAAAAGGAAAAGGAUCAACUGCUGCAUUCCUAUCCAGUAUAUUGCGGGCAGAAGGCUAUUCUGUUGGUUGCUAUACUAGUCCGCAUAUACAGACUAUUAGGGAACGCAUAACGUUGGGAAGAUGGGGCGAGCCAAUAUCAGCCAAGGCGUUGAAUCAUCAUUUCAAGAGGAGGAGGGAGGUUCUUGAGAGGGCAGUGAAACUUGAGAAUGGAUGUCUCAGUCAUUUUGAGGUUUUGACUGCUAUAGCAUUCAGCCUAUUUGCUGAAGAGAAUACGGAAAUUGCAGUUGUGGAGGCUGGAUUGGGCGGAGCACGAGAUGCCACUAAUGUUAUUUCAGCUUCUGAUCUUGCUUUAUCAAUCAUAACUACUGUUGGUGAGGAACAUCUGGAAGCACUUGGAGGCUCUUUGGAAAGUAUAGCGGUGGCAAAAUCAGGAAUAGUUAAACAUGGGCGCCCACUUGUUCUAGGAGGUCCAUUCAUUCCAUAUAUUGAGCGCAUUCUUCGUGGGAAAGCAUUUUCUAUGUCUUCACCAGUGGUAUCAGCAUCUGAUCCUGGAAACAGAAGCGCUUUGAGAGGCUUCUGUGACGUGAGUGGUAUACCUCGCCAAUUGUGUGAUAUAGUGCUCCAGAUUGUGAAGGACUUUGAUCUGUCGAUUGAACUUCUAGGUGUGAAAUUACGCAUGCUUGGAGCUCACCAACUUCAAAAUGCUGUAACAGCUACAUGUUCAGCCUUGUGCCUUAAUAAGCAAGGAUGGAGUUUGUCCAGUGGAUCUAUUCGUGCUGGUCUGGAGAGUGCGUUUUUGCAAGGCAGAAGCCAAAUAUUGUCUUCAGAAGAAGCUAAUUUACUUGGAGUACCUGGGGCAACUAUACUACUUGAUGGAGCACAUACAAAGGAAUCUGCCAGGGCUUUGGCAAACACGUUGCAGAUGACAUUUCCAAAGGCAAAAAUGGUUGUUGUGGUUGCUAUGGCUAAUGACAAGGACCAUCUAGGUUUCGCAAGAGAGCUACUCUCAGUCGGGGAUUUGGAUGCUGUAUUUUCAACAGAAGUUGACAUUGCUGGUGCUAAAUCAAGAAUGACUUCAGCAUCUUUAUUGAAAUGUGCUUGGGUCAAUGCUUCGAGAGAGCUGGAUAUUAAGGUUCUCGACCUCAAAGUUGCAGAUAGUGAGGACCAAUCACUUCAAGCUGCACGGAUGUCCGAAUCUCGAAGCAUUUUACUUGCGGAGGGAUCACUAUUGGCUUGUAUGAGAACUGGUUUUAAGAUCCUCAGCGAAAGAACUGGAGUACAAUCUGGAAUUAUAGUAGUCACUGGUUCUUUGCAUAUUGUUUCUGCCAUUUUAGACUACUUGCACAGUUGACUCCUAUUUGGCUUUUGCAAAAGUGGCCUAGGAGGUUCAGAGCCCUGAAAUUACCCAUGCAAAAGUUGGACAGCUGAACCGAAUUACUGGAUGACUUCUCAGCUCCCAGUUUGGUCCUUUUGUAUGUACAAUUGUUUCUGCAGUAACAGCACGUUCUUAGAAUAUGUAUUUCCUUACUACCCAGUUGUUGAGGCCAAGUUUUGAUGGGUUUGGGCUAUUGUUCUGGAACAGGAAUAAAAGCAAACUUCUCUGCUUAACCUAAAAUAAUUUUCCCA